CACAUCUAUGGAAAAUACUCUUAAUGGAUUCAUUCCUUUAAUUAGAUUUUAUCAUAUGUCUUCAGAAGAUUUUCUUGAUAAAGUAUAUCCUUUUAAAGCAUCACUACCUGAAGAUUUAAUUAAUAGCAUACUUGCAUUUCAUAUGAAGAAACAAACCGUUGAUAUGCAACCUCCUAGAAAAUUAAAAUCUUCUUAUGAUUCAAUUAUAAUUGAACCUCAACAUUUUGCUAUUUUUUCUAAUUGGAUCGAUAAAAUUGAUAAAAGGGAUAAUUCUUAUUAUAAUAUAAGAAAUAUUCCUUAUGAUUUCAAAUUAAUUUAUCGUGCUAGUAGGGAUGGUGAUACAACUGAAGCAUUUCAUUCUAAAUGUGAUAACAAAGGAGCUACUUUAAUAGUAGCAAAAAUAAAAAAUUCUAAACAGAUAAUUGGAGGAUAUAAUCCAUUAUCUUGGAAUUCAGAAAAUAAAUAUAUGUCAACUUUCGAUAGUUUCAUAUUCUCUUUUAUAAACAAAGAUUAUCUUCAAAGUGCUAAAGUAGGUUAUAGUAAUGGUAAUUCAAGAUCUAUUGGUAAUUAUUUAUCAUAUGGUCCAAUAUUUGGUAGUGGUAACGAUUUACGUUUUUAUAAUGGUAUAUGGUAUAGUGAUAAUAUAGGUUCUUAUCCUAAAAUAGGUAUACCAAGAAAGUUUAAAACGGAUGAUUAUGAAGUUUUUCACGUUAUUAAAAAUGGUCAUAGUUAGUACAUAUAUUGGAGGGUUCGUUGUAUCAAGGGCCGUAAAUUGUGACAUAAAUCAUUUUGAACAUUUACUAUUAUUAUCUAAAAUCAUUCACAAUCUUCAGUAUGAACCGAACUUUGAUAUAUGAAAAUAAAAGGGUUUACUGUAUGCAGUAAAAUAUUUAUUAUAUAUUCACUUUUUUCAAGUAAAUAACGCGCAAUACUUAAC
This is a messenger RNA of Rhizophagus irregularis DAOM 181602=DAOM 197198, 937 nucleotides long. RefSeq lists its product as uncharacterized. Gene Ontology annotation, molecular function: protein binding. NCBI's taxonomy places the organism in Eukaryota, Fungi, Glomeromycota, Glomeromycetes, Glomerales, Glomeraceae. The record is from RefSeq and is a predicted model, not a curated record.